GUAAAUAAAAUACAACUCUGCUUAUCUCGAUAAGCUAAAUUGUAAAAGACCAUAUAGCACUUCAAUUUUUGGAUAAAAAGACCACUGCCCUCAUCGUCACCAUUACAGAGAGCGUGAGUGAGUGAGAGAGACUGUAAGCCUUUACUUUACCAAACACCAUGGAUGCUGCUGAGAGCUGGUCGAGAACCAAAUGGGUCUUCCAUUUUAUGCUUAUAUUCGCUCAUUUCUCUCUUCUAUCACUAGCUGAAGAUGGUCUGGUGGCCAAUGGUGAUUUCGAGACGCCACCGUCCGGCGGCUUCCCAAGCGAGGCAAUAUCCGAUGGACCCAAUGAGAUCCCCAGCUGGAGCACGAAGGAUACGGUGAAGCUUGUGUCCGCCGGUGAAAAAGUGAGCGGCGGGAUGCUACUCAUCGUACCCCGAGGCAAGCACGCCGUCAGAUUGGGCAACGACGCGGAGAUCAGUCAGGAAGUGACGGUUGAGAAAGGAUCGGCGUACGCGGUUACUUUCAGUGCGGCACGCACUUGCGCGCAGAUGGAGUCACUGAACGUGUCCGUACCACCUGCAUCGCAAACGGUGGACCUGCAGACAUUGUACAACGUGCAAGGGUGGGACCCUUACACGAUUUCUUUUGAGGCGCAGGAGGAUAAAGCCCGGUUGAUUUUUAGGAAUCCGGGAAUGGAAGAUGACCCGGAAUGUGGACCCAUCAUCGAUGAUAUAGCCAUCAAGAAACUCAUCACCCCUGAUAAACCCAAAGACAAUGCUGUAGUUAACAGUGGCUUCGAGUUCGGUCCAUGGAUGUUCCAAAACGUAUCUCUUGGUGUCCUCCUCCCAACCAACCUCGACGAAGAGACAUCGCCAUUACCUGGAUGGAUGGUCGAAUCGAACCGAGCGGUUCGAUACAUUGAUUCCAAUCACUAUGCAGUCCCAGAAGGCAAACGUGCCGUGGAGUUAGUCUCGGGCAAGGAAGGCAUCAUUUCACAAAUGGUCGAAACCACACCAAACAAGCUAUACAGCUUGACCUUUUCAUUGGGCCACGCUAGGGACAAAUGCAAGGAACCACUAGCUGUCAUGGCCUUUGCUGGAGACCAAGCACGAAAUUUUCACUACACUCCGGACUCCAACUCUACCUUCCAAGUCGCUAGUGUCAACUUCACGGCCAAAGCCGAGAGAACACGAAUCGCAUUCUACAGCGUGUAUUACAAUACCCGAACAGACGACAUGAGCUCAUUAUGCGGUCCGGUGGUGGAUGAUGUUCGUGUUUGGUUUUCGGGGUCCAGUAGAACUAAGGUUCAAACAUUGUUAGGGCUUGGACUUGCCUUUUCGGCUUACCUUUUGGUUUUGGUUUAGAGUUCGAAAACUAAGGUAAAAAGGGUAAAGUUAUGCAUUUUGGCUUAAAUUUUAAGGCAUUGUAUUGUAUUGUAAUUGCCAGCAAAGGCAAAGUAUGUAUCGCCAAGUUUCCAAUGUAUCCUACCUUGUUUUUGGAGCUUUGCUUUGAGCAAAGGAAA
Molecule: messenger RNA, 1504 nt
Organism: Gossypium arboreum
Lineage: Eukaryota; Viridiplantae; Streptophyta; Magnoliopsida; Malvales; Malvaceae
Product: protein DUF642 L-GALACTONO-1,4-LACTONE-RESPONSIVE GENE 2
Exons: 3
Coding region: 159-1346 (395 amino acids)
Cellular component (GO): plasma membrane
Source: RefSeq, a predicted model, not a curated record